Calliphora vicina (urban bluebottle blowfly) is the source of this 5844-nucleotide messenger RNA. RefSeq lists its product as uncharacterized. Gene Ontology annotation, molecular function: nucleic acid binding. The coding region runs from base 1 to 5844 and encodes 1947 amino acids. The transcript is spliced from 2 exons. Gene Ontology annotation, biological process: DNA integration. The record is from RefSeq and is a predicted model, not a curated record. NCBI's taxonomy places the organism in Eukaryota, Metazoa, Arthropoda, Insecta, Diptera, Calliphoridae.
AUGGGUAGUCAAGCUCAUUCGAAAUUUGUCAUCGAAACAGAUAACUUGUUUGAUGAAUGCGAAAACUUCGCGAAAUUGAAUGUUGAGGAUUUGACAGAAUCCUUAGUAGAAGCGAAACUGGAAUCCUUAGAAGAGGAUUGGAAAACCAUCCGAAUUUCCUAUGAGACAAUUUAUAGUACUUUAGAUUCUGUAAUAUCUCAGGAAUUUAAGGAAUUGGCACGAACUAGAUUCAGGGAAUGUAAAGAAAAGUAUCAGUGGACGAAGGCAAAUAUGAACGACCUUCUGAAGGCCGCAAAGGGUUCAGUAAAUACACAGAACGGUCCACAGCAUUCUUCUAUUUUGGGUAACUCCACAUUCUUUCCAACAAAUACUACAUUUGACCUGUCUGAAAUUGGUGUCCGAGUACCGGCUUGUGACAUGAAGGUUUUUAAUGGUAGUUAUGAGGAAUGGCCAUCCUUUAGGGAUAUGUUUUCAGUACUUUAUCAUACUAAUCCAAGAGUCUCCAAGGUUGAAAAGUUUUUCCAUUUACUUAAUAAAACUUCUGGAGAUGCCUUAGCAAUAAUACAAAAAUAUCCCUUAACGGAACAAAAUUAUUUAGCGGCCUGGAAUGCUUUAAAAGCAAGAUAUGAGAAUAAGAAAUUUUUGGUUGAAAUUCAACUAAAAGCUCUUUUUAACAUAGAGCCCGCUACUAAUGAAACUAGCAAUGAUAUUAAUCGAAUAAGGACAACUAUAUGUGAUUGCCUUGCGAUGUUAAUAGGUCAUGGUAUUCGUGUUGAUCAAUGGGAUCCAAUUUUGGUAUAUUUGUGUAGUAGUAAAUUACCAAUACAGACAAUUACUGCCUGGGAGGAAUCUUUAGAAAGUGAUUCCGAAAUGCCAUCCUGGAUUCAGAUGGAUAAUUUCUUAAAAAGUAGACAUCGGGUAGUUGAAAGGAUAGAGAGAGCACGUGAGCAAAUUCAUGUGAAUGAAAGUAGUCAUAAGAGUGAUUCGAAACCGGGAACUAGUAGAAAUAAUACUGGUAAAAAUUCGAUUCAGCGAUCAGGUUCGAAUAAUCAAAACUCCUGUCGAUUAUGCAACGAGAAUCAUAAUCUCAGAAUAUGCAAAAGGUUUUCAGACUUUAAUGUCAGACAACGAAUUGACUAUGUAGAACGGAACAAUAUAUGUAGCAACUGUCUAUCACUAACUCACGUCAGCAAGGAUUGUAAGAGUAUAUUCCGCUGUACGCAAUGUAAAAAUAAACAUCACAGCUUAUUACAUUUGAAUCAAAACGAUAAUAGUGAACAGAUUAGAAGAAGUAAUCAGGGUGGAAAUAGACCGGUAAAUUCGUUUCAUACGGAAUCAACACAACCGAUAAAUGAUAUAACAUCGGGAAAUGUUGAUGUUGAUUUACAGUGCCCUUCGUGCAGUAAUGCAACUCCGACGAAUGUCCAAACUCAUUUGUCGGUUAAUCAUGACGAUAUUUUGCUACCAACUGCUUUGGUGCAAAUUAAUCAUUUGGGUGAUAAAUUUACGGUUAGAGCACUGAUUGACUCUGCAUCGAAAAGGUCUUUCUUGACUGAACGAAUUCAAAAUAGGUUGAAUUUGAAAACAGAAUCUGCAAAUUUCGAGAUAUGUGGAUUAGGAGGUACAAUAGUUGCUAAUUCGAAGAAACUUUGUAACAUAACAUUAUGUGCAGAGAAACAUAAUUUUAAGCUUGAUACUCAAGCUGUGAUUGUUUCAAACUUAACGAGUUUGAUGCCAUCAGCCUCAAUUUCUAAUCCUAAUCUCACCGAGAUUAGUGACUUAAAAUUGGCGGAUCCAACAUUUUAUGUUUCUUCUCAUAUUGACUUGUUAUUGGGAAGCGACGUCAUACCAUAUAUUUUGCUUGAGGGAAUUCGAAAAAAUAUUUUGGGAAAUAUGAUUGCACAGAACUCAGUUUAUGGUUGGUUUAUUUAUGGCCCAUUCAAGAUAAACUCGCUUUCACUCGUUGCGGUCGAUGUAAGUGAAAAGGCAAAAGAGGAAAUCGAUAUAGGUAUUCAGCUUAGGAAAUUUUGGGAAACAGAAGAGAUUUCCAAUAAUUCUGUCUUAUCCGAAGAAGACAAAAUUUGUGAGAAACUUUUUGAGAAAACCACUUUUCGACGAGAAGAUGGGCGAUAUGUGGUAAAAUUACCAUUCAGGCAAGAGUUUCCUAAAUCAAUAUUUUUGGCUUCAUCUCGCUAUCAAGCAAGGAAGCAAUAUAUUCAUAUGGAAAUGAAUUUGGAAAAAAAAUCCUACCUUAAUAUUUAUAAUGACAUUUUGAGGGAAUAUAUUGAUUUGGGUCAUAUGCAAAAAUGUAAUUCUGCCGAAAUAAAUGAAAAUGGUAAAUAUUUCUCGUACUAUUUGCCUCAUCAUGCAGUUUUCCGACCUGAGAGUGCUUCAACGAAAGUCCGAGUAGUUUUUAAUGGAUCACGUAAAACACAAAGUUCAUAUUCAUUAAAUGAUAUUUUAUAUAGUGGGCCAACUCUUCAGUCAGAUCUUAUGACUAUAAUUUUGAAUUGGCGGAAGUAUAAGUUUGUUUUCAAUGGUGAUAUUGAAAAAAUGUAUCGUCAAAUAAUGAUUAAUGAUAAACCCUAUCAGAGAAUAUUGUUCCGCAAUACCAAUACAGGCAACAUAGAAGAUUAUGAAUUAGCUACGGUAACUUUUGGUAUAAAUUGUGCACCUUUCUUAGCAAUUCGAACACUUCUACAGUUAGCAGAUGACACGGAAACUAAUAAUCCUUUAUCGUCAAGAAUAUUGAGAAAUGAGACAUAUGUAGAUGAUGUGUUAUCAGGGGGACAUACUUUGGAAACAGCAGUAGAGUCUCAGAGACAGUUGUGCACCGCACUUAAUUCUGCUGGCUUCCCAUUGAAGAAAAUAACUGCAAAUCAUCCACUAUUAUUGGAACACAUUCCAAAAGAUAAUCUUUUGAAUGACGAUUUCUUAAAAUUUAAGGAUUCAAGUUCCACAAAGACUCUUGGAAUUCGUUGGAACGCUAUGAGUGAUUCUUUUAGUUACAAAAUGGAGGAAAUUUGUAUAGGAAAUACGGUAACGAAACGCCAAAUCUUAUCUUGCGUGGCGAAAUUUUUUGACCCGGCAGGAUGGCUAACGCCUAUAAUUAUUCAAGCCAAAAUUCUCCUUCAGGAAUUAUGGCAAGAUGGUGUCGAGUGGGACGAGAGUGUUAAGUCACAUAUUUUUAUAAAAUGGAACAUUUUUAUCGAAAAUGCCCAAUAUAUUGAAGAAAUAAAAAUACCACGCUGGGUUAAUUUUCAACCUGAAAACUUUAUUCAGUUGCAUGGUUUUUGUGAUGCCUCAGAGAGAGCAUACUGUGCCGCUCUUUACAUAAGAUCUGAGAAUCCGAACAAUAGAAGCACACAUUUAUUAGUGGCUAAGAGCAAGGUAGCACCGUUACAAAAACUUAGUCUUCCACGUUUGGAAUUGUGUGGCGCUUUACUACUUUCCAAGUUAGUAAGGCAUGUCUUAUUUAAUAACUUGUUCCCAAGUUCAUCCGUUCAUUUGUGGACUGACUCCACCAUUGUUCUUGCAUGGCUUCAGAAACAUCCAUCUUCGUGGAAAACUUUUGUAGCCAAUAGAACUUCUAAAAUUAUUGAAAAUGUUGGGGAUGCCACAUGGAGACACGUAUCCACUUCCGAAAAUCCGGCCGAUCUCGGAACAAGAGGAUGCAAGCCACAGGAGUUAUUGAAUAAUCCAUUAUGGUGGCAUGGACCAAUUUGGCUUCUUAGUUCUCAAGAACAUUGGCCAACUUUUAGCCAACCAUUCCAAGAACCCCCAGAACAAAGGAAAAGAAUAGAAGUUAAUUGCAUAACCGAUUCAGUCCAUUCCUCGCCUUCCAACAAUGCUUCAAAUGCUCAAAAUAUAUUGACUAAUGACAAAUCUCCACCUUCAAGGUGUCAGAUUACGCGAGCAAAAAGAGAAAUUGGUGAUGAAUUCUAUAUAAUCAACAGUUUCACAAGAUAUCACCGAGCACUUCGCGUGAUAGCCUAUGUUUAUCGUUUCUGCAGUUUAGCCUCCAACAAGAGUACAAAUCGAGCUGAACCUUUAACGCAGAACGAGCUCAAUAGAUCUAAGAUCGCAUUAAUUCGAUUAACUCAAAGAGCUUAUUAUGCUGACGAAUAUAAAGAUUUGUCCAACUUCAAAUCUAUCUCAAAAAAAAGCUCGUUAAUAACAUUAAACCCUUUCCUAGACUCAAACGGACUUCUAAGAGUUAACGGUCGCUUAGUUAAUUCAUCUUUGAGCUAUGAGGAAAAAUUCCCAAUAAUCAUUCCAUACAAAUCAAACUUAUCCGAAAUGAUUCUUGAUUUUAUGCACAAGAAUCUAAUGCACGCUGAUAUCUCUCUUAUGAUGAGUAUGGUGCGAUACCAAUUCUAUAUACCCGCCCUAAAGAGAGCAGUUAAAAAAUGCGUGAACAAAUGCUUGACGUGCGUUCGUUAUAAACAGAAAGUCUUAUCUCAGAUAAUGGCAGCCUUACCAGCUGAGAGAACUACGUUCUCCUUACCGUUUACCUUUACUGGUGUAGACUUUGCUGGUCCGUUUCAGAUAAAAGCCGGCCAUUUGAGAAAUUCUCCAUACAUGAAAGGCUACGCCUGUAUAUUUGUAUGUUUUGCUACUCGGGCUAUACACCUAGAACCAUGUUCUAAUCUUUCAUCUGAGGCUUUUCUGGCCACAUUUGAUAGGUUCGUCGGAAGACGAGGGUUACCGAAACGUUUGAUGUCUGACAACGGUACCAACUUCGUAGGCGCAAGUAAAGCAUUGCUUGCUGAAUAUGCGAUGUUCUUAGAGAAAGCUUCAAAGGACAUAUCUGAAAGAUAUGCUCUCCACGGCUUCGAGUGGAAAUUCAUUCCCCCUAGUGCACCGCAUAUGGGAGGCCUGUGGGAAGCUGGAGUUAAAAGCUUCAAGCUUCACUUUAGGAAGGUUGUAGGAAAUCAAAAAUUUAAUUUCGAAGAAUUCUCUACUCUUUUAGUUAGAAUUGAAGGCGUUCUUAACUCUCGUCCUUUAUCUCCGAUGACCGAGGACCCUGAGGAUUUAAACGUAUUAACUCCCGGACACUUUCUACGAGGUGCGCCUAUAAUGGUUCCACCGGAAAUGGCAGAGGAUGACUUAAAUAUUUCCCUUCUUAACCGAUGGGAGAAACUAAAGGCUCUUCACCAUCGAUUUGCGCAAAGAUGGAAAGCAGAUUAUUUACAAGAACUGCACAAACGCUACAAAUGGCGUUGUCCAAAGAAGGAAUUGAUUGUAGGAGAUUUCGUCAUAAUAAAGGAUGAACUACUUCCUCCUAGUGACUGGCGUUUGGGUCGCAUUGAGAAUAUUUAUCAUGGAUCUGAUAAACGAGUGAGAGUAGCUGAUAUUCGAACCCAAUAUGGUUUGGUUACUAGGCCUAUUAAACAUCACACUCUACUCCACAAGGAACGACGUGUGGAGUCUGAUGUAGUUCCCCCAACUCAAAGGCGCUCUGUCCAAGAUCGGCUACAGAUCCAUAAUCGUGUAACUUCACCUCAACCACUGCAGAGGUUGCAACGCACUGCGCGUCGAGUAGCUGACGAUGAAGUCCACCAGCGCACCCGUGACAACAGUCGAGAGUCGGAGGCCCUUCAAGUUCUAACCUCACGGCAAAGGCGCUCACGAAGGAGGCCUAAUAUGUUGCAGCGACAAUUGGAACAGCAAGCCGUCGGACAGGCCACAACCCACCAGCUGCUUCGUCAAAUGGUCGCCACAAUGAACCGCCUAAGCGAAGCCAUUUUAGUUGCACCCGUGCAAGGGGGCCGGCAUGUCGAGGCCCAGGACGAGCCCAGCGAUGACGACUUACUUGACAUCGAUAUGGAGCCUCUCCUAUAA